Messenger RNA from Dovyalis caffra, 2691 nucleotides. The record is from the annotation of a GenBank genome assembly. Lineage: Eukaryota; Viridiplantae; Streptophyta; Magnoliopsida; Malpighiales; Salicaceae.
AUGUGUAUACUGUGUGUGAUUCAAAAGUGGUCUCGCCGGGUUGCUACGAUGCUACCUUGGUUAGUUAUUCCUUUGAUAGGAUUAUGGGCACUUUCACAGCUAUUACCACCAGCAUUUCGUUUUGAGAUUACGUCGCCAAGACUGGCUUGUGUUUUCGUGCUUUUGGUUACUUUGUUUUGGUAUGAGGUGUUGAUGCCACAGCUGUCUGCUUGGCGGGUGCGUAGAAAUGCACGGUUGAGGGAGAGGAAAAGGUUUGAAGCUAUUGAAUUGCAGAAGCUUAGGAAGACUGCUACGAGGAAGUGUAGGAAUUGUUUAACUCCGUAUAAGGAUCAGAAUCCAGGUGGGGGUAAGUUUAUGUGUUCUUAUUGUGGGCAUAUUUCAAAACGGCCAGUUUUGGAUUUGCCUGUACCCCCUGGUUUGGGGAUUUCGAAUUCUGGGAUUAUAAAGGAUUUGGUGGGGAAAGGUGGGAAGUUACUGAAUGGCAAAGCAUGGAAUGAUAAUGGAUGGAUGUGUGGUCAGGAGUGGUUAGAUAAUGGUGGUUGGGCUGGUGGGUCUGUUGCUGGGAAGUCUAGUUAUUGGAGGAAGAAUGGGAGUGGGAUUUUUGGAGGGGAUGAAAAUUGUUUGGCUGAGAAGUCGUAUUCAGGGGUUGUAAUUUUUGCUUGCAAGCUGUUGACGUCUUUUUUCUUGAGCAUUAGAUGGCUCUGGAGGAAGGUUUUUAGGAUUAGUUCCUCUGAGGAUGGUUCUUCUGAUGCAGAGCAUAGGGCGAUGUUGGCUAAGAGGCGUGAGAAUGGGGAAAACUUUCAUGAGAGUAGAGGAGAGAAAGCACGCAGGAAAGCUGAAGAGAAGAGAAUGGCUAGGUUAGAGAGGGAGCUCUUAGAGGAGGAAGAGAGAAAGCAAAGGGAGGAGGUUGCACGGUUGGUGGAGGAACGUAGGAAGCUGAGGGAUGAGAUAAUGGAGGCUGAAAGAGAUCGAAGUAGAUCAUCACCACUGACCAGGGAGAAAAAUACUAGGAAGGAAGCAGAAAAGAAACGUCAGGAAAGAAGGAAAGAGAAAGACAAGGGGUCUAGUAAGAGUAACUCUGAUGCAGAAGAGUUGGAAAAGAGAGCAGGUAAGGAAAUCGAUCGGAAGCGGGAUGUUGAGAAGAAGAGUGAAAUUGAACGCCGCGAACAUCAGAAAAUUGGGACAGAGAGUGUGAAAGGUCAGAACAUUGAAUCAGGACAUGGGAUUAAGAAUACACCUGGAAGCAAUUUUAACCGGGGCAAUGCUGGAUCUAGGUAUUUGGAUCGAAUGAGGGGUACAUUUUUCUCUUCUUCUAGAGCUUUCAGUGGAGGUGGUUUCUUUGGAAAAGCUACCAAUACUCCUGCUACUGUUACUAAAGAAAAUAAGCCCAACAGUUCUGUAGAUCCUGUUCAUGCUUCUGCCCAUAGGAGGGAUAUAUAUCCAACCGACCGUCUGGCUGGGAAAGCAAGUCUGAAUGGAGAUGAUAGGAACAUCUUUCGCCCUGUGCUUUCUGAAACACAACCGACAACAGCACCUAAGAAAACGUGGCAGCAAUUAUUUACACGCUCAUCGCCUGCUCAUUCAUCCUCAAAUGCAAAUGUCAUCUGUAGACCAAGUUCAAAACAAGCAGAAGUUCAGGCACAACAGUUUCCUCCACAAUCAUCACCAAUGCAAUCAUUUGAUAAUCCAAUUAAUUUUGGUCUGCCAUCGCCAUUUCCUGUCUCUGCAUUUCCAAAUGUAUCCAGUAGCACUAGUUUAGGUUUCUCACCUCCUAUUGAAACAAUUUUCCCCCGUGCUGUGGAAGGCUCGCAUGAUUUUAUAUCUGAAGAACCAGAACUUUUUGAAGACCCAUGUUAUAUUCCUGAUCCAAUAUCAUUGCUUGGGCCCGUUUCAGAGUCGCUUGAUAAUUUUCAGUUAGACCUGGGAACUGGCUUUGCUCCGGACAUGGGACUGGGAUUGGAAAGGCCUUAUGCUAUGACAAAUGUUUCUGCUUGUCCUGAAGUGAACAAGCCAUCUCCAAUUGAGUCCCCAUUGUCGAGACUACGAACUGCUGAUGAAAAGAAUCAUGGUUCUAAUCGGUUCUCAACUACUCCUAUAUCCCAAGAUUUUAACACUUUAGCUAUGGAUGAUUUACAUGGGAAUGAGAAGGGAACAUGGCAAAUGUGGAACAGUUCUCCUCUUGGGCAGGAUGGUUUAGGUUUAGUAGGUGGCCCAGGAAGCUGGCUUUUACCCCCAGAACGGAACAGAUCAACCAAGGAAGAUAUUAUGCAGCCUACAUCUCAGAAAACUAUGGCAUCACUGUUUACAAAAGAUGAUCAAAUCCUUUCUGGUACUCAUUCUCCUCAGAAGGUUUUUCUUGGCAAUGGCCAGAAUGGUGGGGUAUUCAGUCCCGUCAUUGGUUCAAGUGAAAAUGAGCCAUGGCUGCAGAAUGCGUUUUUCCCACCGUUAUCAGGCAGCAAUAGCCAUUUCUCUUUGAAAUCUCAGGAGGAAAGUGCUCAGAAUGAAACAACUUAUCAGAGUCCCACUGGAGCUGCAACCAACGAUGCUUUUGGGGCGUCUCCGGUGCAUAGUUGUUCCAAGAAUGAACAGGGUGUGCAAGGUUCUGGAGUAUGUGUUGGGAAGUCAUCUGUCACAAGACCCAAUUUUGGUGGUUUGUUCCCCACCUCAGAUGUACAGUGGUCAUUUGAUUAA